UCGGUCUCUGCAUGAAUUCAGAAGCUGUCCAAUAACACAUUGAAGGAAUAACCGUCUGAUCUAACCAUGGGAGUUGCAAACUCAAGAGACUAUCAACCCACAAUUACUGUUGUGCUGAAAAGACGCAAUGAGCCUCUAAAAAAGGACAAACCUAAAUGGAAAUGUGACUAUCAGAUGACAGAAGGCCAACUGCGCAAUAAAAGAGAUGAAUUCUGGGACACGGCACCUGCCUUUGACGGUCGUCAAGAGAUAUGGGAUGCAUUGAAAGCCGCAACAGUAGCGGUUGAGUGUAAUGAUCAUGAUCUUGCACAAGCUAUUGUAGAUGGAGCCAGCAUCACUUUGCCUCAUGGAUCUCUUAUGGAGUGCUAUGAUGAACUGGGAAACCGCUAUCAGCUUCCUGCAUACUGCUUGGCUCCACCGGUCAAUCUCAUCUCUGAGAGCAAAGAUCCUGUGUCUCAUCACUCAGAUCUACAGGAAAAGAAAGAAAAUGAGUUUCAGCUGAAGGUCCGUCUGUCCACCGGCAAAGACCUCCACCUUAGUGCCAGCAUGGCCGACUCCAUCCGGCAGCUGAAGAAACAGCUUCAGCUUCAGGAAGAAAUUGAUGCCACCUGCCAGCGCUGGUUUUUCUCUGGCAAGCAGCUGACAGAUAAAAUGCGCUUACAGGACACCAAGAUCCAGAAGGACUUUGUGAUACAGGUCGUUAUUAGUCAGCCCAUUACUCUCAAGUGA
Molecule: messenger RNA, 729 nt
Organism: Triplophysa dalaica
Lineage: Eukaryota; Metazoa; Chordata; Actinopteri; Cypriniformes; Nemacheilidae
Gene: ubtd1a
Product: ubiquitin domain containing 1a
Exons: 3
Coding region: 67-729 (220 amino acids)
Molecular function (GO): protein binding
Source: RefSeq, a predicted model, not a curated record